AUGAAAGACCCCACAGACGACGAAUAUAAUUGGACCAAGGAAUUCCGAAGCGUAUGGGCGGAGUUCAUCCCCAAGAGCCAGUACAGUACAUUUGAUGCUGGCGGAUGGUUUACUACGGAGUUCGGCGAUGUGGUGGUUGGCAUUGUUUAUGGACAUAUGAAUAUCGACCACUUUAUACUCCAGGACAGCGAUGAAGCAGAAAUUCUAGACGAUAGUAGUAGUCUACAAUUCCCUACUAUGUCUUUUGAUAAUUCCGAUGAGUCUGAUCACUGGUUCCUCAAGUAUCUCUAUAGUCUUAGGGAAGAUUGGUCUAAAUUGCCACCCGAAGACAUGGAUGACCCUUGGCUCAGAGAUGAGGAUGCCGCAUUUGGUUUGCCUUCGCCUGAUAUUAUCAUCAAUGAUGAUCAAUCGAUUGAGAAGAAAGGGAAGGAGGAGAAAACGAAGCAGCUUCUUUUCAAAGUUCCAGAGCAUCAAUCCUCCUGUCCUCCUCCAGGGCCGGCGUACUUGAAUCAGCCGUUGACAUGGCUGGGCUGCAUUCAAUAUUUCGCAAACAUCACAAAGAUCAAUAAUCGAAUGUCCAAGACCCACGGACUGAAGGAUAAUUCUGGCAAUUUCACAGAUGCUGAAGUGAACGAAGCUAGUAAAACAAGCCAUGAUUAUAAUGAUGACGAUCUUAUUUUUGAAGUUGAAUACGACACCAGUGAAGAUGACAUUUAUAGGAUGGACGAUCUUACAGUACGCAGUUUCCUUGACUUGGCCAUUCAGAUUGGGAAAGGGUAUAAGGAUCCAUCAGUGUCCAAAAUGAAUAUUGGUGGCUUAGCUACUAGUAACAUUGGCGCAAUCAGGAGCGAUGAGUUUGAUAUUAAAAAGAGAAAGGAGAAGAAAUCCAGAAAUAAGGAUACAGCGUGGAGAACGUUCUUCAGACGGGCAACUGUGGGCUUUUGA
Messenger RNA from Aspergillus tanneri, 945 nucleotides. Its product is annotated as Endopolyphosphatase. Gene Ontology annotation, cellular component: fungal-type vacuole. Gene Ontology annotation, biological process: polyphosphate catabolic process. Gene Ontology annotation, molecular function: endopolyphosphatase activity; exopolyphosphatase activity. Lineage: Eukaryota; Fungi; Ascomycota; Eurotiomycetes; Eurotiales; Aspergillaceae. The record is from RefSeq and is a predicted model, not a curated record. The coding region runs from base 1 to 945 and encodes 314 amino acids. The transcript is spliced from 3 exons.